This is a messenger RNA of Talpa occidentalis (Iberian mole), 2931 nucleotides long. RefSeq names its product fibromodulin (gene FMOD). Gene Ontology annotation, molecular function: protein binding. The transcript has 3 exons. The record is from RefSeq and is a predicted model, not a curated record. Lineage: Eukaryota; Metazoa; Chordata; Mammalia; Eulipotyphla; Talpidae. The coding region runs from base 195 to 1325 and encodes 376 amino acids.
CAGAAAAGGCUGGGCUCCCUGCAGCCCUCAGCCCCUCUCCACAAUAUUUGAUUAGGAAUUCGGGGCGGGACCUGGCCUGGCACGGACCUGCACACUCUCAGUGUUGUGCGCCUCCUCUCUCACCGCUCUCCAGCCCCAGGAGGCCAGACUGAGGGACGUGGUCACUCGGAAAGGUUCACCUCGAGGGAGACAAAAUGCAGUGGGCCUCCCUCCUGCUGCUGGCGGGGCUCUGCUCCGUCUCCCGGGCCCAGUACGAGGAAGACCCCCAGUGGUGGUUCCACUACCUCCGCAGCCAGCAGUCCACCUACUACGACCCCUACGACCAGUACCCCUACGAGCCCUACGAGCCCUACCCUUAUGGGGUGGAGGAAGGCCCUGCCUAUGCCUACGGCUCUCCCCCGCCGCCUGAGCCCCGAGACUGCCCCCAGGAGUGCGACUGCCCGCCCAACUUCCCCACGGCCAUGUACUGUGACAACCGCAACCUCAAGUACCUGCCCUUUGUCCCCUCCCGCAUGAAGUACGUGUACUUCCAGAACAACCAGAUCGUCUCCAUCCAGGAAGGCGUCUUCGACAACGCCACCGGGCUGCUCUGGGUCGCUCUCCACGGCAACCAGAUCUCCAGUGACAAGGUGGGCAGGAAGGUCUUCUCCAAGCUGAGGCACCUAGAGAGGCUCUACCUGGACCACAACAACCUGACGCGCAUGCCCGGCCCACUGCCGCGCUCCCUGAAGGAGCUGCACCUCGACCACAACCAGAUCUCCAGGGUCCCCAACAACGCUCUGGAAGGGCUGGAGAACCUCACGGCCUUGUACAUGCAGCACAACGAGAUCCAGGAGGUGGGCAGCGCCAUGAGGGGCCUCGGCGCCCUGAUCCUGCUGGACCUGAGUUACAACCACCUGCGGAAGGUGCCGGACGGCCUGCCCUCUGCCCUGGAGCAGCUGUACCUGGAGCACAACAACGUCUACUCAGUCCCCGACAGCUACUUCCGGGGGUCACCCAAGCUGCUGUACGUGCGGCUGUCCCACAACAGCCUCACCAACAACGGCCUGGCCUCCAAUACCUUCAACUCCAGCAGCCUCCUGGAGCUCGACCUCUCCUACAACCAGCUUCAGAAGAUCCCCCCCGUCAACACCAACCUGGAGAACCUCUACCUCCAAGGCAACAGGAUCAAUGAGUUCUCCAUCAGCAGCUUCUGCAGCGUGGUAGACGUCAUGAACUUCUCCAAGCUGCAGGUGCUGCGUCUGGACGGGAACGAGAUCACGCGCAGCGCCUUGCCGGUGGACGCUCCGCUCUGCCUGCGCCUGGCCAGCCUCAUUGAGAUCUGAGGGCCCUGCACUGGGCAAGGGGAGGCCCCCGUGCCCCACUGCAUUUGGCUUGAUGGUUUGGUUUGGCUUUUGCUGGAAAGUCUAGGACAGACCCUCUGACAGAAUCCAUGGGUUACCUCUCUAGUCUUUUUCCCUGUAGGGAAGUGAGUGGCAUGGGGACAGGUAGCCUUCUGCUGUGGAAUACUGGGGAGCCCUUUUUCAGGCCAGAAGUGGCGGCAGAGGGAGUCAUCCCUGAAAAACCCAUUCCCAGAAACCUCACUUCCCUUGAGUUCUUCCCAAUGGUCAGUUGUGGAAGGUUAAAAGUUGCUUGGCCAAUAGUACCCGCGCAUACUUUACUAUCCCCCGCCUCUGGGCCGCCCUCGAAGCUCUCCUGUGCAGGGGCUGGUCCUGCAGUUACUGUGGGCUCCCACUCAUUGCUCCUCAGAGUAUACCUCCGGCCCAGCUGCCUCCUCCUGAGUCCACCUCAUCUGUUCAGACUUGGUCCACAGUCAGCUCUUCGAUGCCUUAGGCAGAGGCCAGAGACCCCAGGCAUGAACCUGUGCAGAGAGCCCACCCCUGUGUCUGAGGCCUGCCCUCCUGAGCCUCACCCCUGGAAGCCAUCAGCUGGGGGCCUCUAGUGUGAUGACCAUCUUUGUGGAGUGUGCAGGAGGGGAGAGCCAGCCUUCGGCUUAGAUAAAUGUACGAGGCUAUAUUUUAGCAGCUAGGCCAUUCUUUGAAGGUGAAUCAGACUUCAAAAGAAAAAAGACCAGGCUUUGCUUAACAUCAGCACCCACCGCGGGGACAAAGCCCUCCAAAGGCCAGAACUGAGGCAGCAGCCCUGUCUGCACUGGCGCCUUCCCCGCAGCUCCCCUCUGGGUCUUUAUACUCAAGGUGGAGGCCAUGUGUCUCGAAGUGUGAGAAAGGUCAUGUUUCCUCUCCUCUUAGGCAACAGAAAGGUCUAGAUCUUGAUGGGGGGCAUGGGGGGCGCAGACUCCAGCCAGCCCUGGGCUUGCCUGCUAGUCCGGAGGAGUAGGCUGUGGUUCAUCUAUGGGAAUUAAUUCGUCCUAAGACCACAGUUAGAAGUACCAGCUCUGGAUGGACAUGCUCCCUGGGCACCGAAGCCCAGGCCAGGCAACUGCAGCCUGUGUUGAGCUGAAGUCCGCUGCUUGCACGUCUCCCAGAUACCCCCUCAUUACUGAAGACACCUGGUGCUUUGUAGCUUGGCUGAGAGCAGUGAACUCUUCCCAUUUCUGAAAGGUAACUUGCCUGGGGCCCAACCCUUGUGACCUUUGAGGUACCAGUGGGAUUGCAGUUGGGGUAGAGGCUGGUUGGGGAGAGCCAGGCCUCAUCUGGCCUGCCCUGAUGUCACUGCAUCCUUGUGCUUUGAAACUGCUUCCCUGAGAAGCAAAGGAGGGACCUUGGAUUAUGUUCUUGGCUCCAGAUCCUGAAAUCCACAAAAGCCAAACCAGCUCAUUUCAACGAAGGAGUUCUGCUGCGAGGGCAAGGCUGCCCCCGCUGGGGCUCUUGGGAAGCAUCUGCAUGUGAACACCGCCGUGCCCCUAUAAAGGACCCUUAGUACUGGAAACGCACGCGUGGUGGCUAACCUGACCAAUAAAGUUAUUUUAUG